Molecule: messenger RNA, 1819 nt
Organism: Mugil cephalus (flathead mullet)
Lineage: Eukaryota; Metazoa; Chordata; Actinopteri; Mugiliformes; Mugilidae
Gene: ada2b
Product: adenosine deaminase 2b
Exons: 10
Coding region: 216-1724 (502 amino acids)
Biological process (GO): inosine biosynthetic process; adenosine catabolic process
Molecular function (GO): adenosine deaminase activity
Source: RefSeq, a predicted model, not a curated record
GACAAAAAUGUCCCAAUUAUCCAGUUGCCUGGAGUGUUUCGCUGACAUGCUACUCAGAGUGUCCUGAGGAAAACAAGCAGAGGCUUUGGGACGGCUGAGCGGAGACGCAGGACUCCGGACGCUCCUCUUCACUUUUUCACCAAAUACAGCAACCUUCUGGAGGGACGUCAUGUUCUAAGUGGAGUACAGCGCCCUCCUGUGGCACAUCCAAGGACAUGGUGGGCUCACUCUGCCGGGCUGUGUUCACUUGCGCUCCCCUCCUGUGGUUGUUGAGGGUGGGCCGGGGGAUGCCUGACCCCGCGCGGAGGGACCUGCUGAUGCGCGAGGAGUGGUCCAGGCAGACGGGGGGAGGCUUGGCGCUGACACCGGCGGAGCAGAAGCUGGACGCUCACCUCCGCCGGUUGAAGGAGCAGGACAUGUCCGCGCCUCAGUUCCCUCCUGCCGUCCACUUCUUCAAGGCGAAGCCGCUCAUCCAGAAGAGCCCGGUCUUCAAGCUGCUGCAGAAGAUGCCUAAAGGCGCGGCCCUCCACGUGCACGGCUCCGCUCUGGUCAGCGCUGAAUGGCUGGUGAAAAACGUCACCUACAGGCCUCACUGCUACAUCUGCUUCACCUGGGACAACUCGGUCCGCUUCCUGUUCUCAGACCGCCAGCCGUUCCCCCGAUGGGACUGCUUCUACUGGCAGCUGCUCGAGACCCUGAGAGCCAGAAUAGGAGACCGCGAAAGAUUUGACGACAGUUUAAUGCAGCACCUCACGCUGUUCACUGAGGAUCCAGAUGGUGAAUAUCCAAGCCAAGAUAUCGUGUGGGAGAAGUUCGAGAAGGCGUUCAUCGCGGCUGCAGGGCUCAUUACGCAUGCCCCCGUGCUGAGGGAUUAUUUCUACAAGGGGUUUGAGGAACUUCUCCUUGACAACGUCAUGUAUGUGGAGCUGAGGAGCGGCCUCUCGAGGACGUAUGAGCUCGAUGGAACCAUUCACGAUAAGGUCUGGACUCUGAGAACGUUUCAGGAAGUUACAAAGAAAUUCACUCAAGAUCAUCCAGACUUUGUCGGGGCCCGUAUUAUCAUUUCUGUCCACAGGGCUCUAGGUGUUUCCGAGGUCAAGGCAGCUGUAAAAGAGGCCAUUCAACUGAAAAAGGACUUCCCAGAUGUCGUUGCGGGAUUUGACAUGGUUGGCAGGGAGGACGGUGGAAGGACUCUCUGGUUCUUCAGAGAGGCGCUUUCUCUGCCAGCUGAACUGGGUGCCACAUUGCCAUACUUCUUUCACGCAGGCGAGACAGAUGCUGAAGGCACCGACGUAGAUCAAAACAUUCUGGACGCCCUUCUCUUCAACACCACUCGCAUCGGACAUGGCUACGCCUUGGCACACCAUCCCCUUGCCAAAGAGCUUUCCAGGAAAAGAAACGUGGCCGUGGAGCUGUGCCCCAUCUCAAACCAGGUGCUGAAGCUGGUGUCAGAUCUUAGGAACCACCCUGCAGCUGUACUCAUGUCUGAAGGACACCCGUUGGUGAUCAGCUCCGAUGACCCGGCUAUGUUCGGCAACACGGGCCUCUCCUACGACUUUUAUGAAGCCUUUGUUGGAAUCGGAGGACUCAAAGCAAACCUGGGCACCCUGAGAGAACUGGCCGUCAACUCUAUCAGGUACAGCUCGCUGCCAGCUCAUCUGAAGGAUAUGUGUCACAUCAUGUGGCAAAAAAAAUGGGACGCCUUCGUAUCUGCCAGUUUAUGACGGCCAAAUCCCAAUGGAUCCUGUUUCACUUGAACAAUGUUGUGUAACCAAACUAAAGAAAACAUCCAACUACAAUUAAAAGCCUUUAAAACAAA